Procambarus clarkii (red swamp crayfish) is the source of this 477-nucleotide messenger RNA. NCBI's taxonomy places the organism in Eukaryota, Metazoa, Arthropoda, Malacostraca, Decapoda, Cambaridae. The record is from RefSeq and is a predicted model, not a curated record.
AUGUUGGUGCCUAGUACCAAGUUCGUGUGUAUCCAGGAGUCUCAAGAAUCCCUAAAUAGGAUAAGAGAUAGGAUAGUAAAACCAUACCAUGCUAACUGUGGACCCGGCCUGCGGACCCGGCCAGGGGACCCGGCCUGCGGACCCGGCCUGCGGACCCGGCCUGCGGACCCGGCCUGCGGACCCGGCCUGCGGACCCGGCCUGCGGACCCGGCCAGGGGACCCGGCCUGCGGACCCGGCCACCGAACCCGGCCACCGGACCCGGCCAGCCGACACCCGGCCUGCGGUCCCGGCCAGGGACCCGGCCAGGGGACCCGGCCUGCGGACCCGGCCUGCGGACCCGGCCUGCGGACCCGGCCAGGGGACCCGGCCUGCGGACCCGGCCACCGGACCCGGCCACCGGACCCGGCCAGCCGACACGACUAUUAUACCUGGCCGUUGGAGCCGGCCAGAGGUCCAAGGCAAAAGGAGUAAGUUGA